AAACAGCGAUUAUGGAUCAGUUGAAGACCAUAAUGACGCUCCUGCAAGAUCCUGGAAGGCCGGCAGCAGAUUCACAGCCACAGCCACAGCCACAGCCACAACCGGAAGAGGAGGCUCGGACACCGGAAGAUGACUUCAUUCUCCCAAAUGAUUACCAACCGGAUGAUGAUGACAUGUUCUGUACACCUGAGAAGACGAAUAUCACCAGCAUCGGGGAUACUCAGGAUUCUGAGGUCCAGGUGUUAGAGACAGCUCCAGAAGUAAUGGAGAACCGGAGGAAGAGAAGGCGGCCUAGGUGGUUCGCUGAGUACACUGAAAUGAAGAAGAAGGCUAGGGCUACUUCGACACUCGUGAAUGCGGACCCACUUAGAGUGGUUGAUCGGAAGCUGCUCAAGACUUUUCACAAUUGGGUACUCGGCCAGAUUGGGAACAAUUACCCGAGAGAGUGCUUCACCGGUCGAUACCAUUCGUCUUGGUUCCUCGAACUGCAUACUCCGAAAUUUUGGCUUGGGAACGAUCAUUUGGAUGCGGCAUUCCAUUUGAUGAGGAGGCGGCAACACUUUUAUCCCGAGUCCUACCCGAAUAGAUGUGUCAUAAUGCCGUGUAUUUUCCCAGCAGGAGUUAUUGCUCGGUGGGAAGCUGCGGGUGAUGACCAGGCUAACUAUCAGUGGGACGAGGGCAUAUUAGAUUUGAUCCGAGGGGAUGAAAGUCAAUUCUUGGCCAGUUGGAAGAACAAGGAGAGAAUAUAUAUGGCCCUCUACUUCGAUGGAGCAAAGCAUUGGGUGGCAUUAGAGAUAGAUCUGGAUCAUUGGUUGUUGAACAUAUUUGACUCCAGCCUCGGAUCGAUUUCCACGAACGAAUUGAACCGUCACCUAGAAAUGUGGGAAAAAUUACUACCAAAUUUGCUGCUGCAGGCUGGCCUAUUCGAGAGUCAUGACAUGAUCCUCUUGCCUCAACUUACCGCCUCAGAGAGCCAGGUCAGAAAUUUCACUUCAAAAGUCAUGGAUCGGGCCGUUGUUCCACAGACAAAGACAAGGUAACUUAAUUACAAUUGAUUUUUUUGUUAUUUAACUUGAAUUUAAUUUGCACACUUUUAUUCAUUUACUUUUUAUUG
This is a messenger RNA of Cannabis sativa, 1114 nucleotides long. RefSeq lists its product as uncharacterized. Bases 12 to 1040 code for a protein of 342 amino acids. NCBI's taxonomy places the organism in Eukaryota, Viridiplantae, Streptophyta, Magnoliopsida, Rosales, Cannabaceae. The record is from RefSeq and is a predicted model, not a curated record. The transcript has 2 exons. Gene Ontology annotation, biological process: proteolysis. Gene Ontology annotation, molecular function: cysteine-type peptidase activity.